Molecule: messenger RNA, 2937 nt
Organism: Pelobates fuscus (common spadefoot toad)
Lineage: Eukaryota; Metazoa; Chordata; Amphibia; Anura; Pelobatidae
Gene: RCBTB1
Product: RCC1 and BTB domain containing protein 1
Exons: 12
Coding region: 17-1804 (595 amino acids)
Molecular function (GO): protein binding
Source: RefSeq, a predicted model, not a curated record
CCCCUGGUCACCUGAUAUGGCGUUCGCUCCCCCUCGCUCGGCAUUCGUCUUCCGCCGGCGGUCUGGGACUCACUCCACCCGCUCUCACAGACCUUCUCCGCGCAGAGUGCAUCGGAACUGGUUACUGGACACGCCCCCCGGGGAGGAAUUGUCUCCUGACACUAAGCACAGGGUAUGCCAACCAAAUACAAUCUACACAGGGCACAAAGUCAUGGUGGACUUCGGAAAAUGGCCUCUGUUUGCCUUACUUUCGUCUCAAGAGCUGGCCUCCAUCCAGCAGGCAUGCAUCUUUGGCACAUCGGCUAAUGAAGCCAUAUAUACCACUUGUAGUAAUGAGGUAUUUGCAAUUGGCCUGAAUUGUAGCAAUUGUCUAGGAACUGGAGAUAACCAAAGCACAAUGGUCCCCAGGAGACUGGACCCCCUAUGUGGCAAGAAAAUCACUGGCCUCAGCUUUGGUAGUGGGCCACAUGUCCUUAUGUGCUGUGAAGAUGGUGAACUUUACGCUUGGGGUCAUAAUGGAUAUAGCCAGCUUGGAAAUGGCAAUACAAUACAGGGGGCAUCUCCCAUUCAAGUCUGUGUUGAACUAAUGUCAAAGAAAGUAAUAAAAGUGUCCUGUGGCUCACACCAUUCCAUGGCUUUAACAUCAGAAGGAGAGGUAUUUGCGUGGGGCUACAAUAACUGUGGACAGGUUGGUUGUGGGACCACUACAAACCAGCCAACACCACGCAAAGUAACAAGCCAUUUGCACAAUAAGAUGGUGACCGGUAUCACAGCUGGACUGACCUGCUCAGUGGCUAUGACAGACAAUGGACAAGUGUAUGGCUGGGGUUUUAAUGGCAGUGGUCAACUAGGAUUGGGAAGCAAUGGAAACCAGCUCACACCUUGCAAAGUGGCGUUUGUGCAGAAUGUGUGCAUCAUUCAGGUUGUUUUUGGUCAUGCCCACACUCUGGGAUUAACAGAUCAAGGCAUGCUAUAUGCAUGGGGUGCCAACACUCAUGGACAGUUGGGAAUUGGAAAUAAAAUCAAUCAACUUUCUCCCAUUAAGGUCACUACAAAUGAAAGGAUGGUGGAGAUUGCAGCCUGUCAUUCUUCGAACACAUCGGCUGCGAAGUCCCAGAGUGGGCAGGUUCACAUGUGGGGUCUAUGUCGGGGUCAGGCUGUCCUUGUUCCGACACUCACCCACUUCAACUGUACAGACGAUGUAUUUGCCUGUUUUUCUAACCCACCUGUUAUGUGGCGGAUGCUCUCUGUAGAGCAAGAAGACUCCUUAACAGUUGCAGAAUCCCUAAAAAGAGAAUUUGAUAGAGAAGAAACAUCUGAUUUGAGGUUCAGAGUCGAAGGGAAAGACAUUCAUGUUCAUAAAGCAGUAUUAAAAAUAAGGUGUGAACAUUUCCGUACAAUGUUUUCAUCCCACUGGAAUGAAAACUCAAAGGAAGUGAUAGAAAUUGACCAGUUUUCAUAUCCUGUGUAUCGAGCCUUUCUGGAGUAUUUGUAUACAGAUGUUGUGGACCUACCACCAGAAGAUGCUAUAGGACUUCUGGAUCUUGCUACAUCUUACUGUGAAAAUAGGCUAAAGAAGUUAUGUCAACAUCUUAUCAAGAGAGGGAUUACUGUUGAGAAUGCAUUCCUUUUACUUUCUGCUGCUGUUCGGUAUGAGGCAGAGGAUCUGGAAGAGUUUUGCUUCAAGUUCUGUGUCAAUCACUUGACUGGUGUCACACAGACCCCAGCAUUCUGGCAAAUUGAUGGGAUGCUGCUUAAGGACUUCAUUAUAAAAGCUGGCCGAUGUGGAGGCUUCAAGAACUGACUCUUUUGACUCCGGAAUUUUGGGGGUGAAUUCUGAGUAGCCACUAAAGCGUUCUAAUUAUAUUAACUGUGAGGGAUUCUUGCACUGUUCAAACACCCUCCUGUGACAUGUGGAUAGAACAUACUAUGAAGAAAUAUUUUUUAAAUGGUGAAGACUAUAUAUAACCUGCCAUCAUGUAGCACCUAUAGCUUCUAGCUGGUCUGGUGCACAAUGCAUUAGUCUUUCGCUGAGCACAUGGUGAAUAAAAUUAUAAACAAUCUAAAUUGAGAAACAAGCUUUUAUAUAACAUCCUCCUUCUCGUCUGUUUAGUCUGAUCUAGAAAAUGUAUCUUUUUCAAUUUCUGACCUGAGGCUUGUUACAGUUUUAAACAAAACUGUUUAGUUCCUUCAGUACUGAAACAGGCACAUACAACAGCUAUCAAAUCAAUGGAUACUUGGAGAUGGUGUACAAGCGGUUAUUGUGAUACUAAAUUGUCUUCUAUAGCAUGAAUAGGAUCUGCAGAAUAAUCAAUCCAACUGACAUUGAUAUGCACUAUUGCAGAGAUUUGUUUUGCGUACCUAUGUUAGGUAUAGGUGCCUUUAUAAAAAUGUAUAAUCUAAAUUCUUUUAUGGGUAAAUUCCCUUUUAAUGUCUUUCUAUAGUGGCUUUCUAUGUAUUUUUUUUUGUGUUUGUUGCUCUUGUUGGUCUGUUGGCUGUCGGUUAUUAAAUGACUGCAUGGAAAUCGGUAGAAUGGAUGUAAGAAGAUACUGGAGGUUCUUUGUCUUUUUUUCUACCACGAACCAAUGUGUAUAUAUUUGAGACACCUCUUUUGCCCAAAUAUAACACUGCCCACAUUACUGUUUUAGAAAUCACUUUGGAUAAAAUCCUUCUGUGAAGAUGCAAGUUUUUAAAAUACUGUUCUUGCAUUUAUUUUGGCAAUUAUAUAGUUUUCCAAAAUAUGCAUAAGUGGGCACUUGCAUGUAUGAAUGUAUUUUGCAUAAAAUGUACCACACUUUAUUACAUUUCUUAAAGUUGUUUAAGGGUUCUAAAAUAAAAUCAUUUUAUAGAGUCUGUGCUACCUUAAAUGUAAAAUUUUCUACCUUCUAAAGUCAAAUUGUACAAGAUUAAAUUUAGUGCCAUUUGUCAUUAACUGGA